Messenger RNA from Adineta ricciae, 363 nucleotides. The record is from the annotation of a GenBank genome assembly. NCBI's taxonomy places the organism in Eukaryota, Metazoa, Rotifera, Eurotatoria, Adinetida, Adinetidae.
AUGCGUUAUCCCUGUAUUGGUUUUCCAUCAUGUUUGAAAACAUUUGAAAAUGGUUAUGUUCUAAGAAAUCAUCAGACAUCGUGUGAACAUGCACAAAGAGAAAUCAAUAAUCGAAAUAGUCGACAAGAACAUGCACGAACAGUUAAAUAUGAUUAUAAUAUUAAUGGAAUGAAAGUGAAUCGAUUUUAUCCAACUGAUUCAGGUUUAGACCGAACGAUCAAAUUAUAUUUUCGAAAUUUCUCUCAACUUGGUGCAUCGACAAAACAAGAACCAUAUCGACCUGUUCGACAAUUACCAGAUCCUUUUGUUGUUAGACAUCAAAAUGUUUCAACAGCAUUGGAUUUUAGUGGCUAUUAUACAUAA